Messenger RNA from Myotis davidii, 1305 nucleotides. RefSeq names its product galactose mutarotase (aldose 1-epimerase) (gene GALM). NCBI's taxonomy places the organism in Eukaryota, Metazoa, Chordata, Mammalia, Chiroptera, Vespertilionidae. Bases 92 to 1120 code for a protein of 342 amino acids. Gene Ontology annotation, molecular function: aldose 1-epimerase activity; carbohydrate binding. The transcript has 7 exons. Gene Ontology annotation, biological process: beta-D-galactose catabolic process via UDP-galactose, Leloir pathway; glucose metabolic process. The record is from RefSeq and is a predicted model, not a curated record.
GGUCCCACCCCUUUCCCGGUAAACUCCUGUCGCUCCCACUUCGGCGGCAGGAGUUCGAAGGGCCGGGAUCCCAGCACACCCUGCUUUCCCCAUGGUUUCGGUGACCAGAUCCGUGUUUGGAGAGCUGCCCUCGCGGGCAGGGACAGUGGAGAAGUUCCGGCUGCAGUCAGACCAGCUGGGAGUGGACAUCCUCUCCUGGGGGUGCACCAUCUCGGCCCUGGAGGUCAAAGACAGGCAGGGCAGAGCCUCAGAUGUAGUGCUGGGCUUUGCCGAGUUGGAAGGGUACCUCCAGAAGCAGCCCUACUUUGGAGCCGUGGUUGGCAGGGUGGCCAAUCGAAUUGCCAAGGGAACAUUCACAUUGGACGGGAAGGAGUAUAAGCUGGCCAUCAACAAUGGGCCCAACAGUCUGCAUGGAGGCGUCAGAGGGUUUGAUAAGGUCCUCUGGACCCCUCAGGUGCUGUCAAAUGGCGUCCAGUUCUCCCGGGUCAGUCCGGACGGUGAGGAAGGUUACCCUGGGGAGUUAAAAGUCUGGGUAACAUACACGCUGGAUGGUGGGGAGCUCGUGAUCAACUACCGAGCACAGGCCAGUCAGACCACACCCGUCAACCUGACCAACCAUUCUUAUUUCAACCUGGCAGGCCAGGGUUCCCCAAAUAUAUACGACCAUGAAGUCACUAUAGAAGCCGAUGCCUUUCUGCCUGUGGACGAAACCCUGAUUCCUACAGGAGAAGUUGCUCCAGUGCAAGGAACCGCAUUUGACCUGAGGAAGCCAGUGGCGCUUGGGAAACACCUGCAGGAGUUCCACGUCGGUGGCUUUGACCACAAUUUCUGUCUGAAGGGCUCCAAGGAAAAGCACUUUUGUGCGCGGGUCCAUCAUGCUGGAAGCGGGCGGGUCCUGGAAGUGCACACCACCCAGCCCGGGGUCCAGUUUUACACGGGCAACUUCCUGGACGGCACACUGAAGGGCAAGAGUGGAGCAGUCUAUCCCAAGCACUCCGGUUUCUGCCUCGAGACCCAGAACUGGCCCGAUGCAGUCAAUCAGCCCCACUUCCCGCCUGUGCUGCUGCGGCCUGGUGAGGAGUAUGACCACACCACUUGGUUCAGGUUUUCUGUGGCCUAAGGAAGUGUGAAGAUAUGACCUGCUCCAGGGCCAGGCUGGGAGCCCUUCAGCAGCCUGUCUCCUAUUCAGAGAUGAGAUGAAGAUCAGAGGCUUUAAAAGUGAUCCCGUGAAUUAAAAUCAUACAAAUGGAAGCUGUCAUGACAACCACUCUGAAUACUGAUCUCCUUUCCAGUGACUGGCUCUAA